UCGUUAGACCGAACGUGCCGCAUUGCAUUAUUGCUCUGUGCGAGGCUUCAAUUUGCAGCUAGGGUUUCGCUUAGAGCAGACAUGGGAGUCUUCACCUUUGUCCUCCGCAACUCCGGCGGCGAAUGGACCGCCAAGCAGCAUUCCGGCGACAUCGAAGCCUCCGCUGACUCCACCUUCGAUCUUCAACGGAAGCUCGUGCAAGCCGCCCUCGCCGUUGAUUCCUCCGGCGCCGUUCAGUCCUCUUUCUCUCUCGUGUCCCCUUCCUCCGCUGUGUUCCAGGUGAUAGUGGGUGGUGCAGUAUUUGUUGGAGGUGGUGGUGCUGUUGCAGCUGCACCUGCGGGUGGUGCUGCCCCAGCUGGCGAUGCUGCUCCGGCUGCUGAGAAAAAGGAAGAGAAGGUAGAGGAAGAGUCGGAUGAUGAUAUGGGAUUGGGACUUUUUGAUUAGAGUUUUUUCUGCUUUUUAUUGAGUUUUUAUGGCAAAGAGCUUUUAAUGUUUAAUCCUAUAGAUUGUAUUUGUGUAUUGGUUUGUGCCAGUUAAUGGUACACUGAACUUCGUCAGAUAGAGUUUUGUGUUGCGACCUAUAUGGAUCUUUCUGUAUCGGGUUUUACUAACGAAUUUCUUUUUUUCUAAAACAUGUCACCCUUUUAUUUUUCUA
Cajanus cajan (pigeon pea) is the source of this 655-nucleotide messenger RNA. RefSeq names its product large ribosomal subunit protein P3z. NCBI's taxonomy places the organism in Eukaryota, Viridiplantae, Streptophyta, Magnoliopsida, Fabales, Fabaceae. Gene Ontology annotation, cellular component: ribosome. Gene Ontology annotation, molecular function: structural constituent of ribosome. The record is from RefSeq and is a predicted model, not a curated record.